GGUUCUCCCGAGCACAGUUCCCCCGUUCCUCGCUGCCCAGUCCCGGUUUUCUCCCGGUCGCCGCCGCCCCUUUCUCCGGAAGUUGUGUGUGGCCUCUCCCCGACAUGGCGGACCCGGAAGCGGCGCCAGGCGGCGGUGGCCGGGCGGGAGCCUGAGCCCCGGAGCCCCCGGGACCCCUCGGCACCCCCCGCCACCCYCGGACACAGCCCAGGACAUGGUGCAGGCUGAAGAGCACAGAUAAAGACGCUCCCACCACUCACUCCACAGCCUGUCCCACCCUCCUGAGGACUCCAUGAGGCAGGACAAGGGCUGAUGGCCUCAGCUUACCCUGCCAUGGAUGGGGGGAACAGCUUUCCACAGCACCAGCAGCCGGGUGAUGCCUUGUGUGGCAUCCCUGGCCUCCGCUCCCAGCUCGCCGUGCCAGAUCUGGAGAAUUCCAUGCUGGCCGCCGACUCAUGGAGUAGCUGCUACCCAGGCUCUUUCCCAACCUCGUCUUUCCCAAGUGAAAACCAGCAAUAUUUUAACCCCCCUCAGGAAUUUUAUGUGGAUCCCAUCAGCGGACCACAUUUCUUGGAUACAAACUAUGCAACUGUGGACCCCACUGACUUUUUAUCAAAAAAUGGGGAUUUUCCUCAGGAUUCUUCUUACCUCGAUGAGCUCUCCAACAACCCCCUCUUCCGCUCCCCCUCGGAUUCCCUCUCCAACAUCGUGGAUCCCAAGGAUUUCCUGACCGCUGACAGCCUGAACCACGUGCCAACACUAUGGGAUGUGGACACGUCGCAGCAGAACCAGAAUGAGCUGUUCUCCCACAGCACAUCGUUCCCUGGCCUGAACAGCUCUGGUGACCACGUUCUUGAUGUCCCCAACACCCCUCUCCUCAUCAGCUACCAGUCUCAGGCUCCUCCAGAGGAGGAAGAUGAAGGUGAGGAGGAAGAAACAGAAGAGCUGGGGCACACAGAGACCUAUGCAGAAUAUAUCCCUUCAAAGUCCAAGAUUGGGAAGCACCACCCUGACCUGGUGGUGGAGACGAGCACCCUGUCCAGCGUCCCCCCUCCUGACAUCACCUACAGCCUUUCCCUGCCCCAYUCCGUGGCUGACAAAGGCUCCCUGUCUGCACUACAGCUGGAAGCCAUCAUCUACGCCUGCCAGCAACAUGAAGUUUUAUUGCCCAAUGGGCAGCGAGCUGGGUUCCUCAUUGGUGAUGGUGCUGGAGUUGGAAAGGGCAGGACUGUUGCGGGCAUCAUCUUUGAGAAUUUUCUUAAAGGGAGGAAAAAAGCUCUGUGGUUCAGCGUCUCCAACGAUCUCAAGUACGAUGCUGAGAGGGACCUKAAGGACAUCGAGGCCUCCCACAUUCCUGUGCAUGCUCUGAACAAGAUUAAAUACGGUGACACAGCUACCUCAGAAGGAGUCCUCUUCGCCACCUACUCGGCGCUGAUCGGYGAAAGCCAGGCCGGGGGACAGCACAGGACACGCUUAAAACAGAUUUUGGAGUGGUGCAGGGAAAACUUUGAGGGAGUUAUUGUGUUUGAUGAAUGCCACAAAGCCAAAAACGCCAACUCUACCAAAAUGGGCAAAGCAGUGCUGGACCUGCAGAACAAACUGCCUCGAGCAAGGGUUGUCUAUGCCAGUGCCACAGGUGCCUCAGAGCCAAAAAACAUGAUUUACAUGAGCCGCCUGGGGAUCUGGGGGGAGGGCACCCCGUUCCGAGCCUUCGAUGACUUCCUGAGYGCAAUUGAGAAGAGGGGAGUGGGUGCAAUGGAGAUCGUGGCCAUGGACAUGAAGGUCAGUGGGAUGUACAUCGCCCGGCAGCUCAGCUUCACUGGGGUGACCUUCAGGAUCGAGGAGAUCCCUCUGGAUGAGAAGUACAAGGCUGUCUACGACAGGGCAGCCAAGCUGUGGGCAGAGGCCUUGAUGGUGUUCCAGCAGGCAGCUGACUGCGUGGGGCUGGAAUCACGGAAAUCUCUGUGGGGUCAGUUUUGGUCGGCUCACCAGCGUUUCUUCAAAUACCUCUGCAUCGCUGCCAAGGUGCGGCGCCUYGUGCAGCUGGCCCAGGAGGAGCUGGCCAGGAACAAGUGCAUCGUCAUCGGYCUGCAGUCCACGGGAGAGGCUCGCACCAGGGAGGUCCUGGAUGAGAACGAUGGGCAUCUCAACUGCUUUGUCUCUGCUGCAGAAGGCGUCUUUCUGUCACUAAUUCAGAAGCACUUUCCUUCAACCAAAAGAAAGAGAGAAAAAGGACCUGUCAAAAGAAAACUAGGACGGCAGAGGGGCCGCUGCCCCAAAGUUCUGCGGGGCCCCUAUGACCAAUCAGUUGUCAUCAAGAUCAGCGAUGACAGCAGCACCGACUCUGACAUGGGGCUGGACAGCGACUUCACCUCAUCCCCGGAGUCCCUGUUGGGGACAGACGAUGUCAUCUGUGUGGAUCCCACGUCCAGCACCGGCGAGGACAGGGGUAGUUUACACGUGCUGCAAGGCAUGAGAGAGCUGAAGGUUGAAAAGAUGAAGCAGGACCUCCUAGCAAAAGUGAAAGCACUGGGCAAAGACCUACCUCUCAACACCUUGGAUGAACUGAUCGAUUGCUUUGGGGGCCCAGAGAAYGUGGCUGAGAUGACAGGAAGGAAGGGACGGGUGGUUCGCAGACCCGACAACUCCGUCGUGUUCGAGUCCCGUGCAGAGCAAGGGCUCUCCAUCGACCACGUCAACCUGAAGGAGAAGGAGCGUUUCAUGCAGGGAGAAAAGCUCGUAGCGAUAAUCUCAGAAGCCUCCAGCUCAGGGAUCUCCCUCCAAGCAGACAGACGGGUGAAGAACCAGAAGCGCCGGGUGCACAUGACCCUGGAGCUGCCCUGGAGCGCUGACCGAGCCAUUCAGCAGUUUGGCCGAACACACCGAUCCAACCAGGUCUCUGCUCCCGAGUACGUGUUCCUCAUCUCAGAGCUGGCAGGGGAGAGGAGGUUUGCAUCCAUCGUGGCCAAACGCCUGGAGAGCCUGGGUGCCUUAACUCACGGGGACCGACGGGCCACCGAGUCCCGGGACCUCAGCAAGUACAACUUCGAGAACAAGUACGGGACCAAAGCCCUGCUCCACGUCCUGUCCACCAUCAUCAGCCACAUGGAGAGCAGGGUUCCUGUGCCCAGGAGCUACCAGGGAGGGCACGACGCCUUUUUCCACGAAAUGAAGCAAGGGCUCAUCUCCGUGGGGAUCUGCUACAACCAGAUGAAGUAUGGCACUGUCUCCAUGGAGAAGGACUGCUCCAUCACCAAAUUCCUGAACCGCAUCCUGGGCYUGGAGGUGGACAAGCAGAACAUGCUCUUCCAGUAUUUUUCUGACACCUUUGACUACCUGAUAGAGAAGGACAAGAAGGAGGGCAAAUACGACAUGGGCAUCCUUGAUUUAGCCCCAGGAGUGGAUGAGAUCUACGAGGAGAGCAAGGAGAUCUUCCUGACACCAGGGCACCCGCAGGACGGGCAGGUCGUGUUCUACAAGAUCAGCGUUGACAGAGGCUUGAAGUGGGAGGAAGCUUAUGAGAAGUCGCUCAAACUGACAGGAAAUUUUGAUGGGUUCUACCUCUCCAACAAGGUGCGAGGCAGCAAAUACACCUGCCUGCUGGCAGAGCAGAGCCACGGGAAGAACUUCAUCCUCUACAAGCCAAAUAUUGGGAAGCAAAGCCAGCCUGAGAGCCUGGACAGUCUGCAGAAGAAAUAUCGACGGGUGCUGCCUGAGCAAGCCAAGGAGCACUGGGAGAGCAGCUACCACUUCUCCUUGAAGAACUGUAAYCACGCCGUGUGGAACAAGAGCUGCAAGCUGAUCCAGGAGGGGAAGGAAUGCUACCAGGGCAUGCGCCUGAGGCACUAUUACAUGCUGUGCGGGGCCCUGCUGCGCGUGUGGAGCAGGAUCGCCGGCGUCAUGGCCGACAUCACCAGCAGCAGCUACCUGCAGAUCGUCCGCCUCAAAACCAAGGAGAAGAAGAAGCAAGUCGGGAUAAAGAUCCCCGAGAGCUGCGUCCGCAGGGUGCGGGAGGAGCUGAAGCAGAUGGACGAGGACGUGAAGCGGAAGCACAGCCGGCUGCUCCARGCCCAGGAGCAGAGCUCACCCUUCCCCCUGCCCCUCCUGCCAGCRCCCGGGCUGCCCCUGCCCUCCCUGUGCCCCGAUGAGAUCCUGGACCUGACCUGCAGCCCUCCCAGCAACAGCAUUCCCGACAUGGGGUUGAACACGGAGUCCAGAGCGCUCUGCUUCUCCUCGGAGCCCUCCCUGCAGCCCCAGCAGCMSCAGCAGCAGCAGCACAGAUUGUCCUUUGGCUUUGGCCACGCUCCCAGCCUGGAGGGUGGUGCAGCCCCUGGCCCUUUGCUGCACGAGCCCCCUGCCCUGCAGGCCCUGGCCCUCCCGCAGCAGCCACAGGAGGAUUUUUUCCAGCAAGACGGGAAUAUUGAUAUUAAAGCCAUCCUGGAGGACAUGUUCAGCAGGCCCUCUCCAGAAAACCUGCUCCCCCCGGAGCGCCAGAGCGUGAUCCAAUUCAGUGGGCCUUACCUGGAUUUCUGAGUGCCAGCUGGGAAUGCUGCUGUGGAUCCGUGUCCUCUGGGGCAGAGGUGAGAGCUGAGGAGUCCUGAUUUUGCUACUGCUUCGGACUGACCCUGCUCUGGUUUUGAGGGAAGAAAAAGCCUGUAGUUCCUUACAGGGAAAUUUAUUUAUAUCUAAUAUUCAGUCAGGCAUGUAUACAGGUUUGUAUGGAAAGUGCCCCGGGGGGAGCUGAGUGGGUYCCCCUGGGCUGAGGGGCUCUGCUGGGUCGAGUCCUGCUCACAGGUCAGUGGGAUUGAGGGGAGACCCCUCCUCUGCCCACCCCCUGCAGACUACUGAGUGUCCRAGCCUUCCCCAGCUCUCCAGCCCAGUAGGGCCAUGGCCAGGCUCCAGAAUGACCCUCUGACCAUGUGCUGGUCAGUUAUGGAAGGGUGGGAGCCCAGCUUGGGCUGCCCCAGCACUGCUGGGGACCCUGAGGCUGUGCUGGGAUGAAGGGAAGGGAAUGAAAUCCCAGAGGAGCUGGGAUAUGCUGAGCUCAGGUGUCCUCUGGCAGGGCUGAAAAGGUGAGAGAGCCAGAACUGCCUGUGCUGCCCUUCCCGGGAAGGGACCUUGGGCCACCUGAGCUCCGUGGGAGUGGCCAGAGCUGGCUGCACCCCCACGGURACAGAGCUCCAAUCUGUCAGAGCUCAGCCAUGCCAGGACCAGCAGGAUUCCCCAGAGCAGAAGGGCCACGUGUCCCCUGUCCUGCACUUUAACCUCACCAGGUCACCAUGACCAGAYGUGCUUUGGCCAGUUUCCUGCUGUCACAUGUUGUCCCUUCACCUGGACAUCCCACUGGUCCUGCCACUGUCCUUGGCUGGGCCAUGGACCCCGGUCCAGGGGUCUGGGUCAGGGCAUGCGGUGUCAUUGUCACUGCUCAGGGUAUGUAGUGUCAUUGUCACCGCCCCGGGGUGUGCAGUGUCACUGUUUAGGGUGUGCAGUGUCACUAUCACUGCCCAGAGUGUGCAGUGUCAYUGUCACCWCSCCGGGAUGUGCAGUGUCAU
Messenger RNA from Malurus melanocephalus (red-backed fairy wren), 5552 nucleotides. It is a transcript of the gene SBNO2, whose product is annotated as strawberry notch homolog 2. The transcript is spliced from 32 exons. NCBI's taxonomy places the organism in Eukaryota, Metazoa, Chordata, Aves, Passeriformes, Maluridae. The record is from RefSeq and is a predicted model, not a curated record. Gene Ontology annotation, molecular function: histone binding; chromatin DNA binding. Gene Ontology annotation, biological process: regulation of DNA-templated transcription. Bases 313 to 4533 code for a protein of 1406 amino acids. Gene Ontology annotation, cellular component: nucleus.